UGCCUCAUGACCGGAAGCGCUUCACCUGGAGCAGGUGAAGCACGCGCACAUGGAGGAGCAGCGUGACAAGACGUAAACACGCUGCACUGACUGAGCUGGAGCUUUUCAGGGCCGAUACUCUGGAAAGAACCGAAGGGGCAGCCGCUUGUAGGAUCCAUCUGAGCUAAAGGAAGCCAAGAAGCAGCUGUGUGAUCAAGAUGAAGCUCUGCAUUCUGCUCAUGUUUGGGACCCUGAUCGCCCUCAUUAACGGCAUGCCGCCAAUCAGCAGGGACUACAAUACGCACUGUCGGUGCCUGCAGGUGGAGUCCAGGAUCAUCCCUCCAGACAACCUGAGGAGCAUCAAGCUCGUCCCUGCAGGUCCCCACUGCCCAGAGAUAGAAGUCAUAGCCGGAUUGGUGAGCGGGGAGAAGAUUUGCCUUAACCCUCAGUCCUCCUGGGUGAAGAAGUUGAUUCACUUUGUUCUUGAGAAACAACUCGAUCAGCAGGGAGUUGCAGUUCCAAAGAACAAUGCAUAAGGUCAAAAUAGUUUAAAGAUAUGUUGCAAGUUCAAGAGAACUGCCAAAAGUGUGACCCCUCCGCAACUGUGAGCCAGGCUUUUCACUUCAACAAAUCUGACAAAUUGCUCCUCAGUUUGCAGAACUCUAAUAACCCUCUUUAGUCUCUGUUGUUAGUUUAAUUUCAGCUUAUCAAUCUUUCAGACUUGUACUUCUACUAAAUGUUGUUUGACCAAGUGUUUUAUACAGAAUAUCAAAGUGUCAUUGAUUGCUGGUUUUUGCACACAGGUGUGUAGUAAUGUAUGGAUGGAAAUGUAAAGUAAGCAUUGAGGUGUGAUGUGAAGUGUUGGAUUUUAGUGUGCAUACAAGUUAUUUAAAUGUGCUUUUAGCUAAGUCGUGUUUGAUUGAAAUGUACACUUAUUUACAUUAUAUGGAUGAAUAAUUUUGAGAGCAGAUACAAAAUGUAGCAUUUUAUAUUCUUAUAUAACAUUAUCUCUGUGUCGUACUUAUUUAACAAAAGCACAAUUACCUUUUUUAGCCAUUUCUACAAGAGAAUCCUGUCAAAAGUUUAAUAUGUGAGCCUUUGGUUAAAAAUUAAAUAAAUAUCUUUAAAAGAAAAA
Notolabrus celidotus (New Zealand spotty) is the source of this 1114-nucleotide messenger RNA. RefSeq names its product chemokine (C-X-C motif) ligand 19 (gene cxcl19). Lineage: Eukaryota; Metazoa; Chordata; Actinopteri; Labriformes; Labridae. The transcript is spliced from 4 exons. The record is from RefSeq and is a predicted model, not a curated record. Gene Ontology annotation, molecular function: chemokine activity; CXCR chemokine receptor binding. Gene Ontology annotation, cellular component: extracellular region. Bases 198 to 515 code for a protein of 105 amino acids. Gene Ontology annotation, biological process: cellular response to lipopolysaccharide; inflammatory response; antimicrobial humoral immune response mediated by antimicrobial peptide.